Molecule: messenger RNA, 2042 nt
Organism: Haliotis rufescens (red abalone)
Lineage: Eukaryota; Metazoa; Mollusca; Gastropoda; Lepetellida; Haliotidae
Exons: 6
Coding region: 73-627 (184 amino acids)
Source: RefSeq, a predicted model, not a curated record
CCUAUCAAUGAAUGGUCCCAUUUUACAGGUAACCGGAAACGCCGCCAUUUCAGGUGAGAGACUGUUUCGAAAAUGACUCUACUCCGAAGAUUUUUGUGUUGGGAUCUUCGAACAGCGACUGUAAUCGGGUACAUUACUACCACGGUCACAGCCAUAUUUGCCUUGCUGAUGAGGGCUUUGGAUGUCUCCGCCAUCGCAAAUUAUGAUUUCGAGAUCAGCCAGGGUUUCCACACAGCAUGGAGAUCUCAUCAGUGGCAGGCCUUCCUGGCCAGUGACGUUAUCCUGCUUGUCUUCCACGUCGGCAUCAUCAUCUUCUCAGUGUACAUGUCCGUGAUGGUCUCAAACCGGCACUUUGUGAUGUACAUGAGGGAGACUAGAUGGUACCUGUACUUCAUCAUCUCAUAUGUCUUCAUCGAGUUCUGCUUCUCUCUCUUCGAGUUCUCCUACUAUGGACUCAACACCUUCAGACUUUCCUUUGUGGUGUUCUUGUGGCUGUACUGGCUUGUGAAGACCUGCAUCUACAUAUGUUUCUCAUGUGUGCUGUACUCGAGAUAUGAGCAGAUGGCAGAUGAAAUGGCGAUGGAGCUUCGGUUCUCUGAGAAGAAGUACAGUCACUCCUACGCAUAGACACCUAGUGUCUCGGUGACCCUGGGACAUUAUUACAAGGAAAUUGUUUCAUGAUCAGCAAGUUCCACUUAUUGAUAUCUUGCCAUUCUGUCUUUUGGACUCUGCCAGAGAGUGAAGAACAUAAGUAAACUUUGGGCUAUGUUGAAAAUGUAUUAUUGGGCAUGUGAUAUUAAUAUUGAAGGUGUUAAAAUUACAUUCAUUUCCUUGCCUUUUUCUUGACCUAAAGAAUAGAAGAGUAAUAUUUGGGACAUUCUGUGAAAUUAUCAGCGAUUGUUAUUUUUUUCAGCAAAUAAGAUACAUUCUGGUUGGGUCUAUGUUUAAGGGGAACUAAUGUGAUGAAGGUUUAAUAUACAAACAUCAUCUAGAACAUGUAGAAAGAUCUGAGAAAAUUGCUGAAAUUUUUAUUACAACUGACUUUAGUGAGCAGCAAAUAACAUGAUACAUUCCUCUUCAUUUUGAAUAUAUGAUUGCCAAUAUAUUAAAUACUGAUACAUAGGUUUAGUUUGAACUUGUACAUAAUUCAUUACAGACUAGUUAUCGUGGUUAUCAGAGAAUAAGUUUGCAUUGUAAAUUAAGAUUUCUUCAUUUGUUUGUACUCCCUUUAGUAAAGUCAAAGCUAUUGUCAUGUAAAGCUUGUCCAGAAUAAGAACAAGUAAUGUCACAGCAUGUGUUUUUUUCAAAACACAAUAACAGUGCCUUGAACAAAUUUACGAAGUUAUUUUUUGUUAAGCAGGUGAAACUGUUCAAUUAAGUUCUACUCUAUGGACAAAACUAACAACAUCAAAAAGCCACCAGCCAAGCUAUGAUUGGUUAUCGUGGUUAGUAUUUAAAUACAUUUUGUUUUGUUUCACUGAUGGAAGAAGGAAAAUACGACAGUUAAAUGUGGUUAAUAUUAUCCAUAGCUUAUUGACUAAAUGCAUCUAAAUGGCUGUGGCAAUUAUCCACUCUUGUGAGUACAUGUUGAUGCAUGGGUUUUCUGUAAAAACAGUUGGAUUAAGUUGGUUUCUUUUUAUCAGUGACAGGAAUAAGAAACUUAUCUCUGAGAAGGACAGGUGGUGUGACAGUUAGGAGAGGGACAGGAUGAAGUUGUACAUAGUAUUCAUCACUGAUUCAUCCAUGUUUCAUAUAACCUUUGUACAUAUGGCACUUUAGAUGCAGGUUCUUUAUAACCAUUGUAAGAAAAUUACACUUUAUGUGUUUCAAACAGAAAACCAGAUAUUUUCAUGAUUUUCAUUUGAUUAAUUUUGGUAAAAUUACUAAAUUGAAUUGACACGGUAGUGCAAGUUUCAUGUUGCUAAGUCUAUAUGUCAAGCAUGCUUCUUUUGUAUGAUUAUAUUCCAUUCAUGGAUCAUGGAUCAUAAUAUUGUCAAGAAUAUUUUAUACUUAAAUAGAAAUAAAUGUUUUAUAGAAAAUGA